Symbiodinium sp. CCMP2592 is the source of this 450-nucleotide messenger RNA. The record is from the annotation of a GenBank genome assembly. Lineage: Eukaryota; Dinophyceae; Suessiales; Symbiodiniaceae.
AUGGCCGAGGCGGUGGCCCUUGAUACUUUUGAGCGUGCGCCGCCAGCCCGGUCCGGAGGGCAGUCGGCCUUUGCGUAUCCCCCGGGUCGCACGGAAGAUGAGGAAGAACGCCGGAGGCGUGAAAAAGAGCUGGCGGGAGACGAGGAGCUGGCACGCAACCUUGCGGCCCAGUUGCGUUUGACUUCCCCGGUUGAAACAAUGCCAGAUCGAGCUUCGGAUCCCUUCGGGGAUGAUGACAGGCGACUGCCGCGAGUGGGAGACAGAAACCCAGCCGCAUACAGAGGUGAAGCAGACGCAGAUCGAGUUCCGGGGGUGGAGUAUCAUGCCAUGGAUUCCGACACAGAAGACGCCUUCUAUGCAGAACCGCCGAAGGCCGCCGGAUAUCAUCAGGUUCUUUGCAACGUCCUCGUCAGCUUUUUCCGGAACGGAGCUCUGAACUCACGGGCCUAG